AACAGGUUUGGCGGGUGUGUUGUGAGUUACCUGUAACAGGUGAGAAUUGCUGAAUCGUUGACAAUAUAGUUCUUCUGUAUCUGGCGACGUCUGUGGAUAAAGCAUUCUUAGAAAAUGAAUAACCCAAUUCCAUCAAACUUGAAGUCUGAAGCAAAAAAGGCUGCCAAAAUACUCAGAGAAUUCACAGAGAUUUCGAGCAGAACUGGCCCUGACAAACUCAUACCUGCUCAUGUGAUUGCCAAAGCUCAAGGUCUUGCCAUCAUAUCGGUGAUAAAAGCUGGGUUUAUGAUCACCGCUCGUGGAGGAAGUGGGAUUGUAGUGGCCCGUCUUCCAGAUGGACGGUGGUCAGCUCCUUCUGCGAUUGGCAUUGCAGGUCUUGGUGGUGGAUUUGAAAUAGGUGUGGAGGUGUCAGAUUUGGUCAUCAUCUUGAAUCACAGAAGAGCAAUUGAAGCUUUUGGGAAAGGGGGUAACCUCACACUAGGAGGGAAUUGUACAGUGGCAGUUGGACCCCUGGGGAGAAAUGUUGAAGCAGAUGUUGCCUUAAGAAGUACUGCAGCUGUGUACACAUACUGCAAGUCACGAGGGUUAUUUGCUGGCAUUUCCCUGGAAGGAUCCUAUCUAAUUGAAAGGAGAGAAACCAACAGGAAAUUUUAUGCUCAAGAUAUCCGUGCCUUUAACAUUUUGAAUGGUGAUGUGGAGCCACCCCCAGCUGCAAGUAAUCUUUAUGAAAUUCUUGAGGUCUACACUGAGAAGUAUACAACUGAUUGGCAACGUAAGAACUUGAGGGCAGCCUCACGUAAGGUGAAUAAUCCCCCAGAAAGACCUCUAUCAAGACCACAGUCACAGAGAUCAUCAGUGAAUCAGAGACCACAAGAUCAAAAACCAAAUCUCUACCCUGGUAUCAGCGAUUACAGAUCAGACAUGGGGAGACCCUCAGAAGGCCCACUGGUUGUUACGGCGAUGCACUCAUUCGUAGGUCAACAGCCGGGAGACCUCAGCUUCAACGUUGGAGACAAAAUCACAGUGAUCACAAAAUCGGACUCCCAGUACGACUGGUGGGAGGGCCAGCUGAGAGGAGAGGUUGGGAUAUUCCCAGCAAACUUUGUAUCCUACAGCUAAAAGCAACAGAAGAACUUUGUUCUAACAUUGGGUUUGGUAAAGCUGCUUCACAUUUCUGCAUUGGGGUUUGGAUUUUCAUGGCUUAAAAUGAAGGGGAAAAACCGCCUUAAAAUGUGUAUGGUGUGCCUUGUAGGUUUAUUUUAUUUUUGUGUUUGUUAUAUAUUUAUGCUGUACUUAACCUCGGGUGUAAAUGAAGUGUCUUUGAUUAAACAAUUGUCUAUUUAUAAUUUGUAUAAUGAGGUAUCUAUUGAGAGGAAAUUGAAAUUUUAAUAUGUAUGUGAAGAUGGACUGAUCUGAGGUGGGGUUUCAAGUCCAUAAUGCACUGGCAAGCUGCUUGCAAAAGUCACUUCUUGUAGCCUUAACAUUACGAGAAAAGAUUUUGUAUCUGAUUAAAACAGAAUGCCCAAUAUGCAAAACUGUAAGGGCUAACUUAUGAGGCACAGUGUGUCACUAUUCCAGUCCUUCUGCCCUUUAACACUACCCUCGCACAUCAUGGACACUUUGCAAGGUGGAAACUCAUAAAAUGUUGAAGAAAAAAGCAAGGCUACAGUGACCUCUUAAUAUUAACGUUUUAAUUUCUGUGCCUGGAGACAUUAAUGACUUGCUCAUUACCAUAAAAGUACUGUUUGUUAGAUAGGAAAUAGAAUACCACGGAAACAACACAUGAGGAAGUCUAAAACUCACAACAAGAAAUCAUGUAAACUCCACAACUCUGCCAAACUGUACCGGGCAGUGAAGCCACAGCCUAAAACGAGACA
This is a messenger RNA of Lepisosteus oculatus (spotted gar), 1877 nucleotides long. RefSeq names its product SH3 and SYLF domain containing 1 (gene sh3yl1). Lineage: Eukaryota; Metazoa; Chordata; Actinopteri; Semionotiformes; Lepisosteidae. Gene Ontology annotation, cellular component: ruffle membrane. The record is from RefSeq and is a predicted model, not a curated record. Gene Ontology annotation, molecular function: phosphatidylinositol binding; protein binding. Gene Ontology annotation, biological process: regulation of ruffle assembly.